AGGAAGACACAGGCGCCGCCGCAGCAUGUCUGCAGAGCUGGAGCUGCCUUUCCGGCUGGACGGCCAGCUGACGGAGGUGAUGCGCCUGCGGGUUCAGUCCCUGCAGCAGCGCAGCCAGAAGAGGCAGGAGGGCGAGCGGCUGCUGCGGCCCGACGAGGCCGUGUACCGGCUGGACUUCCCCAAGCAGUCGCUCUCCUUCUCGCGCUGGACGGUGAGGCUGGCGCAGCCGGGCCGCCUCACCGUCACGGCCACCUCGCAGCUCUGGACCCCGGACCUCACCCACCUGAUGACGCGGCAGCUGCUGGAGCCCGUCGGCGUGUUCUGGAGGGCGGCCGGCGACGCCUCGGAGCAGCGCGCCCAGUACUACGAGGCGGACGCGGCAGAGUUUGGCGAGAGGAUCGCAGAGCUGGCGAAGGUGAGGAAGGUGAUGUACUUCCUGUUUGCGUUUGCGGACGGCUGCAGUCCUGAAACCGUCGACUGCUCCAUCACCUUCGUGGACGUUUGAGGCGAAACCAAACCUGCUGCAAAACAAGCCCUGCAUGCAUGUCUGUGCGCUUUAACCUGCAGAAGCUGUCGCUGUUUUAGGCAAAGUUGUGGUUUUUGUUUGAUUAAUUCAGUCACAAGCUAGUCAGCUGACAUCUUCUAGCACACACUGCAAAAACAGAACUAAAAAUAAGAUGAAAUCUUCUUGAAAUAAGUGUAUUUGUAC
Messenger RNA from Fundulus heteroclitus (mummichog), 709 nucleotides. RefSeq names its product olfactory marker protein. The transcript has a single exon. Gene Ontology annotation, biological process: signal transduction; sensory perception of smell. Lineage: Eukaryota; Metazoa; Chordata; Actinopteri; Cyprinodontiformes; Fundulidae. The record is from RefSeq and is a predicted model, not a curated record. The coding region runs from base 26 to 505 and encodes 159 amino acids.